CGCCUCGGCUUGUCCUCUCCCAACCACCACAAAAAAAAAGAAUGAGUGCCGGCAAAUCCAUUCCUUUGUUCCCCUCUAAGACUGCCAUUGAGGCUUCCUUUGUUCCUCAUGCCAAGGUUUCCAAGCCUGUUGUGCGUUCCGUUGAACCCAUUGGCCCUUAUUUCCUUGCUCAUGCCAGACGCUUGAAGUAUGGUCGCACGUUCAGUGAGGAUGAGCGUUUGACUAAGAAGGCCGAAGUCGUCGACAACAGCGGCGAGGAGUCUGAGGAUGAGCCUGAAGACCCCGAGAUGUUGCGUGCUGACCCCAAGGAAUGGAAGAAGCAAGACCACUAUGCCGUUUUGGGUCUGUCCAAGUACCGUUACAAAGCUACCUUUGAGCAGAUUAAGAAGGCUCACUUGAAGAAGGUUCUGAAGCAUCACCCUGAUAAGAAGGCCUCUUCUGGCAACUACAACGAUGACUCUUUCUUCAAGUGUAUCCAAAAGGCUUAUGAGAUUUUGUCGGACGAGACGAAGCGUCGUCAAUACGAUUCUGUUGAUGACAAGGCCGACGUCGAGCCUCCUGAGGAGGACGAAGACGGAGAGGGUGAUUUCUUCGAGCAAUGGGGACCCGUGUUUGCCAGCGAGGCCCGUUUCUCCAAGAAGCAGCCCGUUCCCCUUUUGGGUACCAUGGAAAGCAGCCGUGCUGAGGUGGACAACUUCUACAACUCUUGGUACAACUUUGACUCCUGGAAGACAUUUGAGUACUUGGACAAGGAUAUCCCCGAUGAUGGCGAGUCUCGUGAUAACAAGCGUUUCCAAGAGAAGAAGAACAAGGCUGAGCGUCAAAAGAACAAGGCUAGAGACAACGCCCGUCUUCGUCACUUGAUUGACCGUGCCAUGGCCAUCGACCCCCGUAUCAAGCUCUUUAAGCAGCAAGAUAAGGCUGCUAAGGAAGCACGCAAGUGGCAGCGUGAGGCUGGCGCUCGUGAGGCUGCUGCUGCCAAGAAGAAGGCCGCCGAAGAGGAGGCUGCUCGCAAGGCCAAGGAAGAGGCUGAACGUGCUGCCAACGCUGCCCAAAAGAAGAAGGCCAAGGAGGACAAGAAGAAGGCUCAGAAGAAGGACAAGAAGACCGUCAAGGGAGCCUUGAAGGACUUCACCUACUUCUCCGGUGCUGAGGAGCCUACACCCGAGCACAUUGACAUGGUUCUUCGCGACGUUGAGGUCUUGAUGGCCAACUUGGGUGACGGUGAGCUUGGACAAUUGGCCGGUGAAAUCAACAAGGAGAAGGGCAAGGGUGCCGAUGCCGUGCGCUCUGUCUUUGAUGGUUUUGCUCGCAAGUUUAUUGAACGUGGCAGCAUCAAGGAGAACGAUGUUAUGUUCUUUAGCAAGUAAGCUGCGAGUUAGCAGCGCUUGAGAUGUUUACCCCAAGUCUUGUCUGGGAAGCCAAGGCCAGGAUAUCAAGUGCACUGACAGUGUCAGUGCAAUGUCGACGGCGGUCCGUCUAAGGCUCGUUUUAUUCUUUUCUUUUUGUUUGGUUCUUUUUGGUCUAGGUAGGUUUUGAAAUUGAAUGGAUGAGCCGAACAAGAGGAAGGCGGGGGAAGCGGGUGCGGCUUUGGUUUGUUUUUUGUUAGUCGAUUAGAGCGAGCUGUGUCUACCAGAGAGGGCAAGCAGCAUCUGGGUUUCCGCUGGCCGUUCC
This is a messenger RNA of Schizosaccharomyces japonicus yFS275, 1674 nucleotides long. Its product is annotated as zuotin. Gene Ontology annotation, cellular component: ribosome; nucleolus; cytoplasm. Gene Ontology annotation, biological process: rRNA processing; regulation of translational fidelity; 'de novo' cotranslational protein folding. The coding region runs from base 42 to 1370 and encodes 442 amino acids. Gene Ontology annotation, molecular function: G-quadruplex DNA binding; ribosome binding; transcription coactivator activity. The transcript has a single exon. Lineage: Eukaryota; Fungi; Ascomycota; Schizosaccharomycetes; Schizosaccharomycetales; Schizosaccharomycetaceae. The record is from RefSeq and is a predicted model, not a curated record.